GUCGUCAGCAUCAGCUGAUGCUCCGGGUAAAACGCUGUCACGCGGCUGCCAGCCGCUCAGUCUGCAGAGCGUCGGUGUCACGUGGGGCAGAUGCGCGCUUACAUCAUUUCCGCAGACAGCAUGGCGGCGGCGCUACGGAGGCUCAUCAGCGGCGGCAGAUUUGUGUGUCGGACGUGCUGGCAGCGCAGCCUGAGCACAGGGCGGGGCCUCAUCCCACGCCCCCGGCCCUUCGCUCUGCUGUUGGGGACCGGAGGUGGUUACCUCGGCUACCAGCACUACAAGAAGAGGUUUCAACAGGAUGAAGAGACGUCACCGCAUGUGGCCACGCCCACACAGGUGGCGCUCUACCGCUCCUUUCCAACUCGUUUCCUGUCCCGAGCCUGGGGUCGUCUAAACGAGAUGAAUCUACCCACCUGGCUCAGAAAACCCAUCUACUCUCUGUACAUCUGGACCUUUGGAGUCAACAUGCAGGAGGCAGCAGUGGAAGAUUUGCAUCAUUACAGAAAUCUAGGAGAAUUUUUCCGGCGGCGUCUUAAACCUGCCGUCCGCCCAGUAUGUGCGGCCUCUCACUUGACGUCUCCGGCUGAUGGAAAAAUUCUCCAUUUUGGUCGUGUGAAGAACUCUGAAGUGGAACAAGUGAAGGGGGUCACCUACAGUCUGGAGAACUUCCUGGGUCCACAGCCCAGGGAACAACUGGAUUCGUCCUCAUCAUCUUUUCGGGACGUCCUGCUGUCAUCUCCUGACACCGACCUUUUCCACGUGGUGGUCUACCUGGCUCCAGGUGACUAUCACUGCUUCCAUUCCCCUGCUGACUGGAAGGUGGAGCUCCGGCGGCACUUCCCAGGCUCGUUGAUGUCAGUGAACCCCGGUGUGGCUCGGUGGGUCAAAGAACUGUUCUGCCUGAAUGAGCGCGUGGUGUUGAGCGGCCAAUGGGAGCACGGCUUCUUCUCACUGACGGCGGUUGGUGCCACAAACGUGGGCUCCAUCAGACUGUACUUUGACCAGGAGCUGCAGACCAAUGCCCCCCGCUACAGGAAAGGUUCCUUCUAUGACCGCAGCUAUGUUGCCACAGACAACCAGGUGUUGCAGAGGACAAGCGAAGGAGGCGUGGCCUUACAGAAAGGUGAGGCCAUUGGAGAGUUUAACCUGGGAUCCACCAUCGUCCUGCUGUUCGAGGCUCCCAAAGACUUCGUGUUCAAGCUGCAGCCAGGUCAGCGAAUCAGAGUGGGCGAAGGCCUCGGCGCCCACUGAGGACUGAACACUCUGCGCACCAGAAACACAGGGAGGCCAUCAUGGGACAAAGACUCAGACUCCCAGAAUGCUUUAUGCCUCAUAAAAGGAUUUGCCAAACCUCUGUUGUGAAUGGGUCACUCCACAUGUUUCAGGAAACGAACCAGUUUGAAUGUUUGAAGCUUUAUUGUUCACCUGUUGAGUGGAGAGCUGAUUAAAACCUAACUUUAGGGGAUUUUAUGGAGACUUUUAUUCCUGACCAUUCAGCCUCUUGUUUUGUACAAAGGAAUGAAAUAAUAAUUAAAUGUU
This is a messenger RNA of Oryzias melastigma (Indian medaka), 1539 nucleotides long. RefSeq names its product phosphatidylserine decarboxylase (gene pisd). The transcript has 9 exons. Bases 91 to 1251 code for a protein of 386 amino acids. The record is from RefSeq and is a predicted model, not a curated record. Gene Ontology annotation, molecular function: phosphatidylserine decarboxylase activity. Gene Ontology annotation, cellular component: mitochondrion. Gene Ontology annotation, biological process: phosphatidylethanolamine biosynthetic process. Lineage: Eukaryota; Metazoa; Chordata; Actinopteri; Beloniformes; Adrianichthyidae.